UCCAGGUCGGUCUUUCUACUUGUACAAAGAGAACUCUGUGUAAGCAACAACCGCAGCGAACAACUGCAGAACACCAACCUCCCACUCUCACUCCGAGGAAAAAUCAAGGCAAACUCCAAAAAGCUGUGAAGCCUUUCAUUAUAGAACAAACUGAAUUUGUGAGAAUUCGUUUGUUUUGAGCAGUUUUUUAGGUAAGUUUCCCUAUCUGUGAAAGGUUUGUGUGCUGUUCUUGGGGGCAUUUCGGUCGAACCUAUCGAAUUGCUGCAAAAUUCAAGAUUCAGCUUUUAGUUUGAUUUGUAUGAUCCUUUCCCUUUGUGGGUUUUGAAAAGUUGUGGAAUUCAAAUGGUUACCCAUGUUUGUAACUUGAAUUAGGAAUAUUUUUCACUACACCCUGUUGGGAUAAUGUAUUUGAAGGAGGGAUGUUCCUUGCUGCUUAAAGUCCACAAACCUUCAAUCCCUUUUGUCCUCAACACAACCCCAAUUCUCAAUCCUACCUGUAAUAACGAGGCGAAUUUGAACCCCCAUUUGGUUAAAGAAUGUGAUGUUUUGAGGAGGUUAAGGCAUGAAAGUGACAUCACUUUGGCAUUGGAAUACUUCAAGUCCAUUGCAAAUUCAAAAUCUUUCAAACACACUCCUUUAACAUACCAAGUCAUGAUUGAAAAGCUCGGGCGAAGGGCUGAGAUGGAUGGGGUCCAGUAUCUGUUGCAGCAGAUGAAGUUGGACGGCAUUAGUUGCUCGGAAGACUUAUUUAUUAGCGUGAUAAAUUCUUAUCGGCAAUCUGGGGCCGCCGAGCAAGCGCUGAAAACGUUUUAUCGGGUGCAAGAUUUUGGGUGUUCACCGACGGUCAAAAUAUAUAAUCACAUUUUUGAUGCAUUGCUUAAUGAGGAUAGGUUUCAUAUGAUAAAUCCUAUAUAUAGUAAUAUGAAGAAAGAUGGGUUGGAGCCCAAUGUGUAUACUUAUAAUAUUCUUUUGAAAGCUUUGUGUAAGAAUAAUCGGGUGGACGGUGCUCAUAAGUUGCUCGUAGAAAUGUCGAAUAAAGGUUGCUCUCCUGAUGCAGUGAGCUACACAACGAUUAUAUCUUGUAUGUGUAAUCUUGGUAAGGUGAAAGAAGCAAGGGAUAUUACCAAUCGGUUUCCCCCUAUAGUACCUGUUUAUAAUGCUUUGAUCGAUGGGGUGUGUAGAGAAUCCAAUAUUGAGGAGGCAUUUGAGUUGUUGAAUGAGAUGAUGAAUAAGGGAAUCGGUCCUAAUGUAAUCACUUACACAACUAUCAUCAAUGCUCUUUCUGAUGCGGGAAAUAUUCACUCGUCUCUUCCUAUUUUGGCCCUAAUGUUCAAGAAAGGAUGUGGUCCCAAUAUUCAUACUUUUACUUCCUUGAUAAAGGGUUUUUUCCUGAAAGGUAAAUCUUAUGAGGCCCUUGACAUGUGGGAACGAAUGAUGGAAGAGGGAAUCUAUCCCAAUGUUGUUUCAUACAACUCACUGAUACGAGGUUUAUGCUCUGUUGGUAAUGUGGGGAAAGCUGUAUCUGUUUUUAAUCAAAUGGUGAGAAGUGGUUUUUCUCCAAAUGUAACAACAUAUAGCACUCUUAUUGAUGGCUUCGCAAAAGCUGGGAACUUGGUCGGUGCGACUGAGACGUGGAAUGACAUGAUUACCCAUGGCUGCCAUCCAAAUGUCGUGGCAUAUACGUGCAUGGUUGAUGUCCUUUGUAGGAAUCUCAUGUUUGACCAAGCCCAUUGUCUUAUGCAGAAUAUGGUGAUGGAAAAUUGUCCCCCUAAUACAAUUACCUUUAAUACAUUUGUCAAAAGUUUGUGUGGCAGUGGAAGAGUAGAUUGGGCCAUUAAGUUGCUUGACCGAAUGGAAGAAAAUGGGUGCUUGCCAAAUAUCACGACUUAUAAUGAAAUAUUGGAUGGUCUUGUCAAAGAGAACAACUUUACAUUAGCAUUUGGAGUGGUUAAGGAGAUUGAAGAAAGGGGGCUCGAGCUUAAUUUAGUGACUUACAACACUAUGAUACAUGGUUUUUGUUGUGCUGGUAUGCUAGAGGAGGCUUUGAAGGUUGUUGGGAAGAUGUUGGUCGGAGGAUUAAAGCCUGAUGCUUUCACAUUUAACAUAAUAAUAAACGCAUACUGUAAGAAUGGAAAGGUUGAGUUUGCCAUUAAACUGCUGGAUGCAAUGAGUGCAGCAGGUUGGUGUCCAGACAUAGUUUCUUACACAAGUCUUAUAUGUGGGCUUUGUGAGUUUGCUGGUUUGGAAGAAGCUAAUGUUUAUCUUCACAGGAUGUUAAAGGAAGGAAUUGUCCCCAAUGUUGCAAUAUGGAAUGUCUUGGUCCGGUUUUUGUUUAGUAAAGUAGGUUUUUCAGAGGCGCUGAUUUUUCUAGACAAUAUAUUGGAUGGGUAAAUGUCAUGCAAGACCACAGAUGGUUAAUGAACAGCUGAUGAAGUGCAACAGACGUCUUUAUUGUCUGGAUUUGUAAUUUCUGGAGGAAUUCUUCUUGUUGGGAUAUUGUACACUUCCAGCAUCUGGCUCUUUCACUGGGGUAUGUAUUCUCAAAGGGAAAAUUGGUCUUUCCAUGCAGUAAUCCUAAUGGCCCCUUUGGAUUGUGAGAGAAGAAAAGGAAGGAGAAUCCUAUCACUUGUUUGAAUGAAUAAAGAGAUGAGAAACGUUGAGAAAGGAAGAGAAAUGAUGGAUUUUGAAGAAGCGGCCUAGCUAUGCAUAGCCCUGGUUCUAUGAUGAAAGACUUUUAUGUUUAUUGGUCCAUUUUUGUUUCUCACCAAAAGAUGAGAAACCCCAAUCCUUUCUUUUCUCAACAGCAAGGAGCUCAAGCAUUUUCAUGGCUUACUGCACUGGAGAAGUUGUGUAGUUUGUAUCUUAGUGACGGGCAUAGAGAAUUGGUACUUCUCUUGAAGUUCUCAGCCAUGUUUUGGAUGUAUGUGUUCUACUGUGAUGGGAAACUGAGGAUUGAUCCACUAUAGCUUUCCUCUUCGACGUGUAUUAUUCCGCAUCUCUUUUUGUUUAGCAGAUUGGGAUUCCAUCUUGAUAGAAAGAUACAAGGAAGAAGACCAUCAUGGAGACAGAAAAGAUGAUGAGAAGAAAGAUGACUGUGUGAUAGUAUGCUAGGACUGCUCAUUCAGCUCUAAUCUUAUGCAGCUUCUGCUCGCUCUCGCCUUUACUCUGUUUUGGUCCAACUUAGGAUUUCUGGAGCUAAUAGUACUUCUCUGUAGUUGCAGCUGAACUUAAUCUUGUCAUGUAUUCCAGAGCCCAAUGGCGAACUUGGUGAUCAAAAGGAUUUAGCUCAGACAUCUUCUUUUCUCUUUCUUUUCCCUUUUUAUUAUCCAGGUGGGAGAGUGACAUAUUCAAUAGGAAACUUCAAACAAAGAAAAUCAGAAAAUGAUAUUGUUCUGGCA
Rhododendron vialii is the source of this 3398-nucleotide messenger RNA. Its product is annotated as pentatricopeptide repeat-containing protein At3g48810. The record is from RefSeq and is a predicted model, not a curated record. The transcript has a single exon. NCBI's taxonomy places the organism in Eukaryota, Viridiplantae, Streptophyta, Magnoliopsida, Ericales, Ericaceae. Bases 403 to 2391 code for a protein of 662 amino acids. Gene Ontology annotation, molecular function: protein binding.